CUCAAGCAGGCGCACAGGGAUCAACAGGUCAUUCAACUUCGGUCAUGAUGAUGCACCCGGCAGACGCAUUCGGCAAGCAACUGCUGGAGAUUUCCCAAGCGAUCAUGCGCCGAUUCCUCCCCAAAGAUGAGCACUCGAAAUAUCAUGCUGUGUGUGAGCGGUUCUGGGGCAGCGUGGAUGAGGCUGUCCGGCAAAUUCGAUGGUCUACCGAGCCGUCGGGUGCAUUGUGGACAAUCCGAGACUUCGACACCAUGUCCGGCACUGCAGGUGGAAGCGGAGGUGUGACAGCGAAGAGCCGUAUGUCGGGUGCACGGCUUGUUCCACAACCACAACAUAUGCUUCGGCAUCAUCUGCACUCCAGCAUCUCCAUAGCGUCCACUUUGAAUGUCCCCUUGGAGAAUCGGCCGCAGGCAGAACAAAGGACAGGACGCACGAUGACCCUUGCUAUGCAUACAUCAAGUCGUUGGCCGACACCCACAUCGAACGAACCGGAGAUUGAGAAAAUAGCAAAGGAGUUUAUCAACCAUCUCUCGGACUUCUCGGGCAGCCUCAACAAGAUACAGUGGCUCGUCGCUACCAACUCGCAGGGCAUUGCUCAAUACCACGACGCUAUCUGGGCAACGAAGAAGCACUUGACGAAUUCCUCGUAGAAUGACAAUAUUUGGAAGGCUGCCAAGUGUCUGAAGUCCGACGACGAUACAGCGGUUGGAAAAGCACCACAGCUCGUCAAAGCGGGCCGAACAGUCACCGCAGACGACAAAGAACAGGCAGAGAAACAACUGGCCAAGUUCUUUCU
Parathielavia appendiculata is the source of this 796-nucleotide messenger RNA. RefSeq lists its product as uncharacterized. The record is from RefSeq and is a predicted model, not a curated record. The coding region runs from base 45 to 650 and encodes 201 amino acids. Lineage: Eukaryota; Fungi; Ascomycota; Sordariomycetes; Sordariales; Chaetomiaceae. The transcript is spliced from 2 exons.